GUUGUGGCUGUUAAACUGGAUUUACGGGUUUACCAUUCUUGCAAGGUAAACGAAAAAAUCAUCCUUUGGCUUGUGCUCAAGAAAAAGCGAUUCCAACACUUUUUAGUGUUAUUUUGAGCUUGAUCGAAUACAAGGUGUUACCAAUAGCUUAUUUCUCUUCUCAUAUUUUACCGUUCUAAUUAUUUCUGUAUCAGUGGCGAGACUGUGAUCUAAAUUUUGGCGUUGUCACGCACCUUAAGAAUCAUCUUCGAGGUAAACACUUAAGACAUUAUGUUGCGUUGGUUACAACUAUGUGAUGAGUACUUGAAUGUGACAGCGUUGAUUGCGUUACUCGGUGACAUAGGACCUGUUUGAUAAACUGUAAGCUUUCUUAAGAGAACAGUUUUGGAAUGCAAGCCACGCGAGAUAAGUAAUUGAUAAAGACAAAUCUUUUUUGGAUUCACGAUAAUCAUGGUUUUACUUUUUUCGGCCCAAACAAAAUCAAAUUUUAGCGCUAUCUUCUACUAAGUUGUGUAAAUGCCAAUAAGCGUUGAAUGCGUUACUCCUCAGAACAUCACGUCAUGGAGGAAGGUUCUGUUGAAGCGUGUCACUGGGCGGAGCGUGGAGACAAGUUCUCAGCCGAUGACGACAUUUCGGUAAGUUGACUUAUACUCUAAUACUACGGACGGAUCGACGGACGGACGUGCUGACGGAGAGACCCGAUUGGUUGAUUGAUUGAUUGAUUGAUAUACUCGUAGGAAACCUUACUUGCGAGUGCUUGCCAGUUGUAGUCAAUGCCAUUUGAGAUGAAGGCAGUAACAUUAAGAACUUUUUUACAGCUACGAUUUCAAUACAGGGUUUACUUAUUCAAGUUUCUUUUAAUUUUUUAAUAACCAUCUUUCAUUGGAGCUCAUAAGUAAAAAGGUGUGAUGAAAAUUCACCUCCAGUGUUGUAAGAAACCUAUCUGAAACCACGUGAACCCGCGAUUUAAAACAAAUGUGGUAAGAUUUUUAUUCAUCUAUAUUUUUCUUUCUUGUUCUUAGACUGUUCUCAAGCGUGUGCUAGGUCACGUGCCUGCACGAACAGCCAGAAAGUCAGCGAAAUAAUCCG
This is a messenger RNA of Pocillopora meandrina, 1089 nucleotides long. The record is from the annotation of a GenBank genome assembly. Lineage: Eukaryota; Metazoa; Cnidaria; Anthozoa; Scleractinia; Pocilloporidae.